CUCGGAGCCCCCUUUCCCAUCCCCGCCGCUGCAGCCGGAGCGGGGCUCCGCGGGCCUGGAGCACGGCCGGGUCUAAUAUGCCCGGAGCCGAGGCGCGAUGAAGGAGAAGUCCAAGAAUGCGGCCAAGACCAGGAGGGAGAAGGAAAAUGGCGAGUUUUAUGAGCUGGCCAAGCUGCUCCCGCUGCCGUCGGCCAUCACCUCGCAGCUGGACAAGGCGUCUAUCAUCCGACUCACCACCAGCUACUUGAAGAUGCGGGCCGUCUUCCCCGAAGGUUUAGGAGACGCGUGGGGACAGCCAAGCCGUGCCGGGCCCCUGGACGGUGUCGCCAAGGAGCUGGGAUCACACUUGCUUCAGACUUUGGACGGAUUUGUUUUCGUGGUAGCGUCUGACGGCAAAAUCAUGUAUAUAUCGGAAACAGCUUCUGUGCAUUUAGGCUUGUCCCAGGUGGAGCUCACGGGCAACAGUAUCUACGAGUACAUCCAUCCUUCCGACCACGACGAGAUGACAGCUGUGCUCGCAGCCCACCAGCCCCUCCACCGUCACCUGCUCCAAGAGUACGAGAUAGAGCGGUCAUUCUUUCUGCGAAUGAAGUGUGUCUUGGCGAAAAGAAAUGCGGGCCUGACGUGCAGCGGAUACAAGGUCAUCCACUGCAGUGGCUACCUGAAGAUCAGGCAGUAUAUGCUGGACGUGUCCCUGUACGACUCGUGCUACCAGAUCGUGGGGCUGGUGGCCGUGGGCCAGUCCUUGCCGCCCAGCGCCAUCACUGAGAUCAGGCUGUACAGCAACAUGUUCAUGUUCAGGGCCAGCCUGGACCUGAAGCUCAUCUUCUUGGACUCCAGGGUGACCGAGCUGACUGGGUAUGAGCCGCAGGACCUGAUCGAGAAGACUCUCUACCAUCACGUGCACGGCUGUGACGUGUUCCACCUCCGCUACGCGCACCACCUCCUGCUGGUGAAGGGCCAGGUCACCACCAAGUACUACCGGCUGCUCUCCAAGCUGGGCGGCUGGGUGUGGGUGCAGAGUUACGCCACCGUGGUGCACAACAGCCGCUCGUCCAGGCCGCACUGCAUCGUGAGUGUCAAUUAUGUCCUCACGGAUAUUGAGUACAAGGAACUGCAGCUGUCCCUGGACCAGAUGUCCACGUCCAAGUCCCAGGACUCCUGGAGGACUGCCUUGUCUACCUCACAAGAAACUAGGAAAUUAGCUAAACCCAAAAAUACGAAGAUGAAGACAAAGCUGAGAACAAACCCUUACCCCCCACAGAUGCAGCAAUACAGCUCCUUCCAAAUGGACAAACGGGAAUGCAGCCAGCUGGGGAACUGGAGAGCCAGCCCCCCCGCGAACGCGCCCGCGCCCCCCGAACAGCAGCUCCAUUCAGAAAGCAGCGACCUCCUGUACGCCCCGUCCUACAGCCUGCCCUUCUCCUACCACUACGGACACUUCCCUCUGGACUCCCACGUCUUCAGCAGCAAAAAGCCGAUGCUGCCGGCCAAGUUCGGGCAGCCCCAAGGAUCCCCGUGUGAGGUGGCACGCUUUUUCCUGAGCACACUGCCAGCCAGCGGCGAGUGCCAGUGGCAUUACGCCAACCCCCUAGUGCCUAGCAGCCAGCCUCCAGCUAAAAACCUCUCUGAGCCGCCGGCGAACGCUGCUCGGCCCGGCCUCGUGCCAAACUACGAAGGGGACGGAGACGGGCUGCUGGGUCUGCCCGCACUUGGGAGACAGAAACAAGGAUCAAAUACCUCAAUCAUUUAAAAGUAUUGAUUCCACGCUGAAAUAACCUUUCGGACAUGCGGCAUUAAAUUGAGCGCAUUAUUAGCAUGAAA
Molecule: messenger RNA, 1824 nt
Organism: Suricata suricatta (meerkat)
Lineage: Eukaryota; Metazoa; Chordata; Mammalia; Carnivora; Herpestidae
Gene: SIM2
Product: SIM bHLH transcription factor 2
Exons: 11
Coding region: 98-1753 (551 amino acids)
Biological process (GO): regulation of transcription by RNA polymerase II
Molecular function (GO): DNA-binding transcription factor activity, RNA polymerase II-specific; RNA polymerase II transcription regulatory region sequence-specific DNA binding; protein dimerization activity
Source: RefSeq, a predicted model, not a curated record